Molecule: messenger RNA, 1759 nt
Organism: Selaginella moellendorffii
Lineage: Eukaryota; Viridiplantae; Streptophyta; Lycopodiopsida; Selaginellales; Selaginellaceae
Product: cytochrome b561 and DOMON domain-containing protein At5g35735
Exons: 2
Coding region: 346-1557 (403 amino acids)
Source: RefSeq, a predicted model, not a curated record
GGUUUUAGGGCUCUAGCUCCUCUGCUCAAAGACUUCGUCGGGCCCGGCUUGGCGCAUGCCGCUCGCGCCUUCUGGAUGAACAAGUAAACAAAUUCCACCGGACAGCGACCUGUUCUAGGCGAUUCGCGAGGAUAUAAGCUUCCAGGGGUGGCACUUCUUCCAAGAACCCGGCCGGAUCCAAAACCCUCUUGCAGCAGCGCGGCCUGCGAUCGAUCAGGUUCCCGAUAUUUCGAUCUUCCUUGCUCGAUUCACCGAUCAGGUUCGCGAUAUUCCGAUCUUCCUUGCUCGAUCCAAGCGCCCGAGAUAUUCCAUAGCGUUCGAAAUUUCGUGGCGAUCCAUCGAGCAAUGGCCUCGGCAACAGCAAGAAUGGCGAUAUUUAUCUCGAUCCUUGCCCUCUCGGCGCUCAUCGCUCCAUCCGCGGCCCAGCAGUGCUUGCGGCAGCUCACGAUCGCGAACACGCAGUCGAGCUUCAUGCAGUGCCAGAGCCUGUCGCAGGGGGCGACGAUCGCCUGGACCUUCAUCGCCGAGAACCGGACCCUGGAGAUCGCCUUCUCGGGCUCUCUCCCCAGCGCGUCCGGCUGGGUGGGCUGGGGCUACAAUCCAAGCCGAGCGGGGAUGGACGGGGCCUCGGCGCUCAUCGCUUUCAGCAACGCAUCGGGCAGCCAUCUCAUGCUCUACAGCCUCACGGGCUCGCGGCAGGCUAUCUUGAGGAAUUCCACCACCGACGUGACCGUCCUCGCCCAGGCCGUGGAGAUCCAAGGCACCACCGCGAGAUUCACCGCGCUACUCCGCCUCACCAGCCCGAGUAGCAACAUCUUCCACAUCUGGAACCGGGGGAGCCAGGUGAAUGGCGACGCUCCACAAGCCCACGCUCUGGACCAAGCCUCCACGUCCUCGGCCGGGAGCCUCGAUCUCGCCACUGGCGCCGCGAGCUCGGCCGGUAUCCCGCGGCUCCACCUCCGGAACGCGCACGGCAUCCUCAACGCUAUCGGCUGGGGGAUCCUCCUCCCGAUCGGUGCCAUGUCCGCGCGCUACCUCCGAUCGUUCGAGUGGGCCGAUCCAACUUGGUUCUACCUCCACGUCGCCUGCCAGACGCUGGGAUACAUCCUCGGGGUGGUGGGCUGGGCGAUCGGGCUCCGCCUGGGAUCCGACUCGGUUGGAGUGAGAUACAACACGCACAGGAACAUUGGGAUCACGAUGUUCGUGUUUGGGACGCUCCAGGUGUUCGCGAUCGUGCUCCGGCCGAACAAGACGCACAGCUACAGGACGUUUUGGAACGCCUACCACCACGGCAUUGGCUACGCCACGAUCGCGCUCGCCAUCGCCAACAUCUUCAAGGGAUUCGACAUCCUGGACCCGGCCAAGGGAUGGAAGAACGCCUACAUUGGGAUCAUCAUCGCGCUGGGCGUCGUCGCGCUCAUCCUCGAGGCCGUGACUUGGGCGAUCUAUUUCCAGCGGCGGAGAAGCAAAUCGUCGUCCUCGCCCGUGAAGAACGCGAGGAACUCGUCCAAUCCUUACGCGCAGGAGCCGCAGUUCAACGCUCACGGUAGAGUGUGAUCGAAACUUGGUUUGUAUGCUUCUCCCUUUUUGUUAUUGUCUUUUCUCUCUGUGGCUGUAGCUCUAGAUCGAUUUAUUCGCGAUUUUUUCUCUAUGACUGGAUCUGCGCUAGCUUGAUGGUCGUUUUCUUUGAACGAUUAAUCGAAGUUGGCCAGUUCAGUCACGCACAUUUUCUAUAUCUAUAAAACCUACAUUUUUAGUG